AUGUUAGCGCUGAUCGUGCUGGCGGUGGCGGGCAUUGCCCAGAGUGCCGUAUUAGACCCCUCCUUGACAGAGUGGAGACUAAUAGAGAGUAACGAGGAGAGAGUGAUGUUCCCUCUCAAGGAGUACAUCCUGGAGGUUAAAGCUUUCCUACCAGACGUGUUUGACACCAACCCUCCGUACGGGGAGUUGUUCAGAACGGACAAGUCCAGCACUAUGAUGAUGUUGCUUCACGAGGGAAGCUGGAACAGCAAGGUCGGGAGACUGGUUUGGAACACUAUUAAAUACGACAGAGGAUAUGAUGUGAAUGUAGAGGAAUGUGAUGUGAGGUACGAGGCCUACAACUCAUUCCCUGCUCAGGGAAGAAAAGAACAGAUCUGGGCCUGGAACUUCUUUGAAGAGUUUGUACUCCUGACAUGUGAUGGAGAGCUGCAGUACUCGCAGUACUUUAACGAUGGAGACGUCAACCCCCGCAAACCAGGACUACCGGAGAAGUGUGCAGCACUGGGAAGGGCACAAGUUGACAGGAUCGUAUUUAAACACAUGGAAGGGUUCUACAUCAGAGGGAGACCCAUUGAGAGCGAAGAGGCGGCUACCACACCCGGUUUAUCCACUACACCAACAGCGAGUGCGGAACCUGACAACAUUGUGUACGACAAGGAAGUGGGAGCCUGCAGUUGCUGGACACCCGAGUGCAGCUAUUGCAACAACUUAGAGUGCACCGUGAAGCAAGACCUAACCACAUCGGACCAGGGAGUCCAGGUCACCACCAAACUCAAGUGGAAGAAACUCAACACGAUCGUACUCUACGACCAAGCUGGCAAAGAGCUGGGAAAGUUUCGGUUCAGUCUGAGUGGUAUCUACCUGACGGGAUGCAUUGGGUGUCAAGCUCCACGAGCAUUGAGAAAAAUGCGCAAUGUGGAAGGUAAGACUGCAUGGACAUUCGCACUGAAAGACGGAGUUGUCCAGAUAAGGGUGAGCGGUGGGGUGGUAUACGAACAGGAGCUGAUAGGAGAGUGUAAGGAGGUGUACAGUAAGGUGAGAAGAUACGCCUUCUACGACAUGACCUGUGAGGAUACCUUCCUGUACCGAGCUAGUGAGAUGGUAGCCGGCCUCUUCUGGGAAACUCAACCUAACAUCAUAGCAAAUUGA
Bolinopsis microptera is the source of this 1149-nucleotide messenger RNA. RefSeq lists its product as uncharacterized. Lineage: Eukaryota; Metazoa; Ctenophora; Tentaculata; Lobata; Bolinopsidae. The transcript has a single exon. The record is from RefSeq and is a predicted model, not a curated record. Bases 1 to 1149 code for a protein of 382 amino acids.